This is a messenger RNA of Manis javanica (Malayan pangolin), 6460 nucleotides long. RefSeq names its product family with sequence similarity 53 member C (gene FAM53C). Gene Ontology annotation, biological process: protein import into nucleus. Lineage: Eukaryota; Metazoa; Chordata; Mammalia; Pholidota; Manidae. The record is from RefSeq and is a predicted model, not a curated record. Gene Ontology annotation, cellular component: nucleus.
UCUUCAUCGGUGUAGGGGGAGGGGUGCCCCCACUUGUCACUCCUAUCCCCACCAGAGCCAUAUGGAGGAGGAGCAGUCAUGUCCUCACUUACCUGUUCAUGCACCUCCCUGCCUCCCUCAUGUUUUCCUUAAGUCUACCCCCAGAGGUGUGGGGUUGGGACCUGGAGGGAAGGUUUCCAGGGGAUUUGUGGUUCUCCUCCCCUUUGGCCUGACUUGGCUCCUAGGUUUUGCAGGUUUCGGCACGACCUCAGCAUCCCUGAAACCCGAAUGUCAGGGCCAACUGCCAUCCAAUAGGAGAUAGAGUGGGGGUCCAAUUUCUCUUUCAGGGGGCCUAUGGUGGAGGGAAAGCCUGGAUUGAGAAUCAGGCCUGGUGGGGUUGUGGGGAGGGCCUAGCGGCCUGCUGCUCUGUGAAGGGUUGAACCCCGUGCUAGUUGUUAAGCUGAGAAGUUUUAACUUGUUUAGUGAACGUUCAGGGCUGUCUCUGUUCCUCAGAUACACAAAAUGGAAGGGGAAGGAAGGCGGCAAAAGAGGGUUUCUUACACUUUUUUCUAUGCCUGCCUGGGAAAGAGGAGGCCCCUCGUGGAGCUGGUUUGCCUUCUUUUGUGUCCUGGUUUGAUUCCUUAUGGCUUCCGUUCUAUUCCCCCUCUCAGCCUGGCCUGUUUUAGGAAACUCAGGCUGAGAGUAUCAGCUGCUUGGUGGUAGUUGCAUUGUUCCAAUUACCGCUGUGUGUGGCCACAUCCCAACAAUUAAAAUGCAGAAAAACACAAAAUCACUCUCUUUGCUUGAUCCCAGAGAGGGCUGGGAGUUUGCUCUUUGGCCAAAUGCCUCUUGAGGAGCCUGAAAGAGUUUGCUUCACUCCUUGCUCCUCAUGCUAGUCAGCCUGAGGCCUGGGAUCUCUGGAGUAAAAGCCUGCAGUUAGGUUCCCUCUCUGGUUGAUCUUUGGGGGCAGUGUUAAGAAUCCAAGAGCAGAAGCAAUAGAAGCUUUAGCUUCUCCCACAACGUAGUGGAAGCAGCUGAAGGGAGCUCUCAGGACGCUGGAACUUCAUUCAGGGUGGUAAUAAUUACACCUUAAAAGGAUAGUUGACUAUAAUGAUUAACUUCUCCUACACCUUUUUCCAAAAUACUCCAGGUACAUCCACGUGUCUUUCUUUGCUCUUCAUGGUGGCCUGCCUCCUCUGAGGUGGGAAUGGGGUAGAGAUGAUUCCCUUCUUUGCAAAUGUAGGAGGUGUUCUGCCCACAAAGUCACAGAAGAGCCUUUUUGGGCUUCCCUCCCUAUGUAGGUGAGGGACGUUGGUAUUCAAUCAAAUAGAAAAACCAAUUGCCUUCUUCACCUUAAUGAUAUCAUCAUUUGUGACAGUCUGAGUUGGUAGAACAGCAAACAGGAGGGGUGAGAAAUGGCAGUCUGUGUGGAUUCCUGAUUUGUACAUGCCAGAUGGUAUGCUUUUACAUUUUGAUGCUUUUGUCUUAUGUUGUCCCUGUGAUAGGUUGGGAUCAUUCUGCCCAUUUUACAUAUGGGUAAACUGAGGCCAAGAAAGGUUAAAUGAUUUCCCAAAACUGUAGCAGCAAACUGGGUCAUUUAGAUUUCUUGAUAGUUUGUCCUUUCUACUGGUGAGCUGUCUGCCUACUAGUCAUUUCUGGGAAUAGGCAGAACAGUAUGGAAGCAGUGGGUUAAUCUCCCCCUCCUCCCUUGAGCAGGGCCUCUCAGGCAAUUGUGUGGGCUUGAAGCCUGUUCUCUGAUAGAAUUGGCUUGCUUCUACUAAAAUUGACCAGGAGUCUUGAUUAAUUAUGCUCUUUGGGUCGGGUUAGGCCACAAACUUAGUGAAAUGAAGUCACAAAGUUGUUUUUUAACAUCUAUAGAGUUGAAAUGUAAUUGGAAUUAUCCUGGUACCAUUUCCCUAUCCUCUUACCACUUCAUAGGAGAAUACAUUUAUUAUCUGUUGGAAAACAAUAAUAUAUCAGCUGUUCAGGCUAAGGGAAAACAUAAAAGCGUGUUGUUCUGGUUGGCCUGAAGCAGAAAGUCAUUCCUACAACCACUGCUUCUCCCUGUUCCCUAUUACCGUUUUGUGUAGUUUAGGAAAAGGGUACCUCUCUUCUGCUUCCUGCUGGAAGAUAAAAUACUGGGCUAAUCAAGAUGGAAGUAACCAUUUGGGCAUCCCUCUCCCACUUGAGCUGUUUUUUAAGUGCUGCUAGUAUUCUGGGUAGACAGAGCAAAGCAUAAACAAGGUUAGGAGUGGCAAAUAGGUUUCACCUUGCUUGCCAACUCCAGUUCAUUUUACUGGUUAUCUGGAGAGCCAAGAUCAGAAUGUUUCUGAGGCUCUGUUUAGGCUUAGCAGAAAAGAGCUAUGAUCAAUUAAUGAUGUCUGCCAGAGGCCUGGCAUAAGGAUGCUGUGGUAUGUGUGCCAUACGUUUUCCACUUCUGGACCAGGUACAUCUCUAAUGUCACUUGGGGCUGGACCCUCUGUAAUUGGCAGACUCAGCAGGCAUGACUGGAGAGGGAAGUCCCAAUGGUGCUAGAAUGGUGCUGCAGUGGCAGAAGACGGCUCACGAGUGAGGUCUCGAAGAACGACAGGGAAGACAUCCAUCAUUUGCUCCAAAGUGUGCAAGUCAGAUCCUGGGGAGAAUCAUGAUAACCCUGAUCACUGAGCAGCUGCAGAAGCAGACUCUGGAUGAGCUGAAAUGCACACGCUUCAGCAUCAGUCUGCCUUUGCCCGAUCAUGCAGACAUCUCCAACUGUGGGAAUCCUUUCCAGCUUGUGUCUGAAGGUGCUUCCUGGAGGGGCCUGCCCCACUGUUCCUGUGCCGAGUUCCAGGACAGCCUCAACCUCAGCUACCACCCCUCAGGCUUGAGCCUGCAGCUCCGACUACCCAGCCCGGGAGGUUCUCCACAGGAGCAGCCCCUGUCCCAAGUCCUAAGUCCUGAGCCCCCAGACCCAGAGAAGCUUCCUGUGCCCCCUGCCCCACCAUCCAAGAGGCACUGCCGCUCACUCUCAGUGCCCGUGGACCUGUCUCGCUGGCAGCCGGUGUGGCGGCCCGCCCCCUCCAAGCUGUGGACUCCCAUCAAGCACCGGGGCAGUGGUGGAGGGGGUGGGUCGCAGGUGCCUCACCAGAGCCCCCCAAAGCGGGUUUCCAGCCUCAGGUUCCUCCAAGCUCCCAGUGCCUCUUCUCAAUGUGCCCCAGCCCACAGACCCUACAGCCCCCCUUUCUUCAGCUUGGCCCUGGCCCAAGAUUCCUCUCGACCCUGCGCUGCCUCCCCCCAGAGUGGCUCCUGGGAGAGUGAUGCCGAGUCUCUGUCGCCUUGCCCGCCCCAGCGCCGCUUCUCCCUGUCACCCAGCCUGGGCCCACAAGCAAGCCGCUUCUUGCCCUCUGCCCGGAGCUCCCCCGCCUCCUCCCCAGAGCUACCUUGGAGACCUCGAGGCCUCCGCAGUCUUCCCCGAAGCCGCUCGCAGCCCUGUGAUCUGGAUGCCCGAAAGGCUGGGGUCAAGCGGCGCCACGAGGAGGACCCCCGGCGGCUUCGGCCUUCCUUGGACUUUGACAAGAUGAAUCAGAAACCAUACUCAGGAGGUGCAGGAGGUGUCUGUCUCCAAGGGACAGCCUGGGAAGGCAGCAGCAUCUCUCCGCCGUGGUUCAUGGCCUGUAGCCCCCCACCCCUCUCUGCUUCCUGCAGCCCCAUUGGGGGUUCCUCCCAGGUGCUGAGUGAAAGCGAAGAGGAGGAGGAGGGGGCUGUGCGGUGGGGGCGGCAGGCGCUGAGCAAGCGGACACUGUGCCAGCAGGACUUCGGGGACCUGGACUUGAAUCUGAUUGAAGAGAAUUAAAACUGAGAGGCUACUUCCUGGGGCCACACAGACUGACUCUUAUGGCUACUAACAAGUGUCGAGGCCCCAAGGCUGGGGGCCCAGCCUGGUAAUGGGGGUGAGUGGAGGGCUCUGACUCAGGGCAGCCGGAAAUCUUCUCGCUCCAGGAAGUUCAACCAUGCCAAGAGACUGGCCAGGACAAGAUAAACGGAGCUGGUGGCGGGAGGGACGGCCCCAGAGCAGACCCUCCCAUGGCGGCCCUGAGUGUGAGUAUCCCUGCCCCCGAAAAGGCAAUGGGCAGGGCAGGAAGGGGUCUGCUGGCCCCAGCUCGGGGAAUUUCACCAGCCCCUUUGCUUCAAAGGGCACUUGUGUCUUAGAAUUUGGCCAGGGUGGGGGGUUCAUUCAGCCUCCUUGGAGAAAUUGUGUGAGAGUGUGUGUGUGUGCAUGGGAGUGUACUUGAAAGGUGUGUUUGUAUAGCCUUAGGGAAGGAAAGCAUUGCUCCUUAACAGAGCAUCACGACACCCCCCAGGAUUUUGGGUUUUCAUGGGAUAGCAGGCUUGUUCAAGCAGUCAAAAGGAGAGCACCAAGUUUUUCUUUUUUUUUUGUAAGUAGCUCCAGAACCAGACUUGUAAUCCAUAAACAUCCCUGUCCCCGUCAAAGAUUCUCUUUUGGGGUACAGGAGGGUCUUUUAAGCCCUGUGACCUCAGCUAAGAGUCUUUUAUCAGCAUUUCCCCACCCCCACAACCCCACUCCACCCCACCCCGUAGACCUUGUAUUGGGGGCUGAAGAGAUCUCUGCACAUUGGUUCCGAGCUGGCCUUUCCUUCUCAUAGUUUGCCUAGGCUGUGUACAGCGGCCUGUCGCUUUCUAAGUAGAUACAAGCACAUGUGGAGAACUGAAAGCAGAAUUGAAGGGCUCCAUCCCUUUCUUUCCCUCCCUACUGAUGGGACCUUUCCCCCUUGCCCUCUGACCUCCAAGGGUUAAGAACAAGGAAGAAAGGCCCAAUAUUGAUACCCAGAACCUAUUUCGCAGCAUCCAGUCCCCAGCAGGCAUGGGUAAGCCCACCCCAGCACUGCCCUUUGGAAGCAAACUGUAGGGAAACCUACUGUCAUAAGAUUGAGGCCCAGCCUCUUUUCUGACUGGCUUGAGAAAAAGGAAGGGGAUGUCAGCAUUUAGUAGUUGGCUUGUCUUCCACUCCUGCCAGGAAAUGUUUGUUUGCCUCUAAUUGGCCCUGAGAGACCUCAUGGAGGUCGGGGCUCACUGAGGGAUUGGCUACGGGGAGGGAAAGGCUGGGAGAAGCAGCUGGGAGCUCCUCGUUGUUGUUGGACUGAGUUUCCUUUUUCGUGUCUUACCCACAACUUGAGCCAGAGCAGCAGGUCCCAGUGGCCACAGUGAUGGGUUUAGGAACUGCAGUAGCCUUGGUAGAACUCUCAGCAGUGGGGAUGCACACUGAAGCUGCCACCACAAUAGUUUAUGAGGCUUUAUCCAGCUUUGGUUAGACCUCACGACCAAAUUGGACCUGCCCUUCUUGAAGAGAGGUAUUUUUCUCUUCCAUUUCCAGGGGGACUUGGGACCCAGUUCCUCAUGUCAGGGAAGGAGUCUAUGUUUUCUUCCGUAUGGAAUUGAACCUGUCAUUUUCUGGGUCUCCCACGUGUCAGGAGUGUCAGUGAGGCUCCAGCCUCCUAGCCUCUACUCCAGGGAGAUGGCCAUUUCUAUUCAAGCCUCUACCAGGCUCCCCUUCUCCCAGUUACCUUUAAUACCGUUGAGCUACCAGGUUUGUAAGGGGCCUGAGAGAGGCUCUCUGGAGAAUCCAAGGCAGUGAGCCCAGGAGUGUCCCAUCCUUGGUUUCAUCCCUACCCUGGCUCCUCUCCCUCUUUAGGCCAUAAUUUCUCUGGUGCCAGCUUCUUUCCCCUCUGUGACACCCUCGUCACUGCACUGGGCUAUCUGCUGGAGAUUGGCUUAGCCAGUUUCCAGUAGGCCACCAACAGUGCCAAUGGGGUUCCAUAGGCACUUAGCUGAAGAAGUAAGGGCAAUAAUUCUGCCUCCAUUCUGGCUUCCUCAAAGCCCUCAGGCCCCAUUUUUAGAGGAGAAGUUCUCCAGAUACCAUAUCUCCAUUACUUUAAGAUCUGGAAAGUUUAACUAGUUGGAACUUUCAUCUUGCUUCCCAGUCUAAGCACCCGUGGCCCUGGGACAUGCCUUUUCAAGAAGGUGGUUCAUUUUGUUUUACACAAUAGAUCUGUUUCAACAGUUCUGUGUAAACCAAAUGCGAUUUUUCGAUGCAUUUGGACUGCUGACCUGUGAUUGCUGCUUUUGUAAAGCAAGCAACCUCCCUCUACUUUAGCUGUUUUGACUCUUUGGAUUUUUCACAUAUUGGACUUACCCAGAGUUGAGCAUGCCCCUCCAGGGCUGUGGUCGAUGCUGGGUAGACAUCUGCAUCUGUGUUGUGUGUGUGGUGUGGCUGACCAGUAGGUGAGUAUUCCUGCGUGUGUGAGUGAAGCCACUCCCAGGCUGGUGCUCUCCUCCUGUGCCCGGUGACUGCCCAGUGGCAGCUCCAGCUGCCCUUCACUCCCACCUGCUGCCAAAGUCCCUGUGCUAAUGGGAUUACAAAUACAAAAAAGUGGAAAAAAACUUUUCGUAAACUUUGUUUUAUAUUAAAAAAAAUCCAUAAGUC